UACGGAGAUUGUGGGUGGGGCCCAGUGACGGGAAUCUCAGUAACAACCUUUCACCUCCCACCUAUGAAGCACGAGGAAAACAAAAAAUCAAAAAAAGUUGAAUAUGAAGAUCAUUUCUUAACUGAAUCACACCAACACCACAGACCUCGGCAUCUAAUCAGAACGGAAAUGUACGAGGACACUGCAGGAUGCUUUUCCCCCAACUCCAUUCCACAAGCUGCCGACGAUGCUUUCUCUCAGACACUGCCCCAACCAGUAAUGGCCGCAGACGCCUUCACUAACAACCAAAACACCUAUCAAGAUCAGAAUCUGAGGCCCCCCACGGAAGCCCUCACUUACCACCCUCCGCAGCUGGAUGCCUCUCCUACUUCCUUGGAAAUUCAACUCCAGCACCAGCUCGCCUUGAACGCCGCUGAUGAUCAAAUUCAGGACAAUGCCCACUUAAUGCACCAGAUGAUUCGUGAUGUCUCCAAUCAAGUUCUAUCUUAUGGUUCAUCCAGUUGGGACCCCGGUUUCCAUGAAAUGCAAGAUGUGGCAUUCGCCGAUCCCAACCCCAAUCGAAAUAUCCUCCACCAGCAUCCGGACCAGCAGAUUGAGCUGCAAAAGGGGCCGGGUCGCCAAGACUUCAAUAUGAUUCCGGCUUCUUCCUUACAAGAAACUCACUACCCUCCAACUCCAGACCUCCUAAAUCUGCUUCACCUGCCUAGAUGCUCGGCCUCCUCUUUGCUCCCGGCUAAUUCGUCCAUCUCCUUUGCUAACCACAACCCAAAGCCCAGUUUCGGCUACAUUGGAGAACUUCCAUCUACGGACAGCGCAUCCGGGUCUUCUGUUCUCUAUGACCCCUUGUUCCAUCUGAACCUGCCUCCACAGCCUCCCUUGUUCAGGGAAUUGUUUCAGUCCCUACCUAGUGGCUACAGCCUGCCAGGUCGCUCUUUAUUUGGAGGAGCCGACGACCAGAGAGAUAUGUACCAUGAAGGUGAUGGGGCUUCAUUUGAUAACGGAAUCCUGGAGUUCACUAGGGACAUGGCUUGUCUCGGAAAAGGGAGAGAAGUAGGCAAGAGUACUGCAAAGCACUUCCCCACUGAGAAAGAAAGGAGACAAAACUUGAACGAUAAGUACAAGGCCUUAAGGAGUUUGGUUCCCAACCCCACCAAGACUGAUAGAGCAUCUGUGGUGGGAGAUGCCAUCGAUUACAUUAAAGAACUUCUUAGAACAGUUAGCGAGCUAAAAUUGCUAGUGGAGAAAAAGAGAUGUGGCAGAGAGAGGAACAAGAGGCAAAAGACGGAAGAUGAUGGUGUAGGGGACAUGGAAAGUCCCAACGCGAAGCCUCUUGGAGAACCCCAUUCGGGCCAAUCUUACAGUAGUUCAUUGAGAAGUUCUUGGCUGCAGAGAAAGUCUAAGGUUACUGAGGUUGAUGUUCGCAUAAUUGACGAUGAAGUUACUAUCAAACUUGUCCAGAAAAAGAAGAUCAAUUGCUUGCUAUUUGUGUCCAAGGUUCUUGACGAGUUUCAGUUGGAUCUCCAUCACGUUGCUGGUGGUCACAUUGGCGAACACUACAGCUUCCUCUUCAACACCAAGAUAUACGAAGGUUCUUCAGUUUAUGCUAGUGCCAUAGCCAACAAACUCAUUGAGGUCGUGGACAGACAGUAUGCCGCCGCUCCUCCUCCUAGCAGCUAUUAGGUUGGGAAUUUUUGCUGUCCAAAUUAUUUAGUCUUGUUCAUUAUCUACAUUCUUACCAAAUCAGAUACAUAUAUAUAUACACACACACACACACACACACAUGUUAUAAGUUGGCAGCAAUUGGGUUGGGGAGAAGACGGCCAAAAUGUAAGGAGAGCGUGCACGCGUAGUUCCAAGUUGGAUUCUUAUUAUUAACAGAAAAAAGUUUGAGCGGUACUUAGUAUGUAUUAUGGUUUGAAAUACAUUUUUCUAAAGAAAUCU
This is a messenger RNA of Carica papaya (papaya), 1941 nucleotides long. RefSeq names its product transcription factor bHLH91-like. Gene Ontology annotation, molecular function: protein dimerization activity. Gene Ontology annotation, biological process: anther wall tapetum development; regulation of DNA-templated transcription. Lineage: Eukaryota; Viridiplantae; Streptophyta; Magnoliopsida; Brassicales; Caricaceae. The record is from RefSeq and is a predicted model, not a curated record.